Messenger RNA from Solea senegalensis (Senegalese sole), 7440 nucleotides. Its product is annotated as complement C3-like. The coding region runs from base 2601 to 7316 and encodes 1571 amino acids. NCBI's taxonomy places the organism in Eukaryota, Metazoa, Chordata, Actinopteri, Pleuronectiformes, Soleidae. Gene Ontology annotation, cellular component: extracellular region. The record is from RefSeq and is a predicted model, not a curated record. Gene Ontology annotation, molecular function: endopeptidase inhibitor activity; protein binding. The transcript is spliced from 46 exons.
CACGUUGAUUCCGAGGUGGGGAAACUAUGGUGGAUCCGUGUGCGUUCAUGCAGAAACGACCACACAUACACCCAUACAUGUCCACUGACCCACCUGUAACUCCAACAAUUAAUUAUUAAAGAACAUUAAGGAACCUCUCUGUGUCCUGCUGAUCAGAGCCCCUGUCCUCAAAGUGCUAUCAAGCCAGCACCUUCCCAGAGUACCCACUCACAUCCAGCACCCCUCAUAGUUUUCUGCCAAACAGCAGUUCAUAUGGAAAUAAUCCUGUAGAGGCAUGGGAAACCUCCUGCACUGCAAACAGAGGAUCUAGCCACCUAUCCCAAUUGCAGUCAUCCUUGUGCACAAACUGUAUAUCAAAACUGAGUGAAUGUGGUAUACAGGGUAACCAGCUGACAUUCAGGGUGCAUCAGGUGGGAGCUAAUCACGGCCUUGACACUAUGCCUUACCCCCGAUAUCUAAUUUCUACUGGCACAACAGGAUAUUUGUGAACGUCCCCAUGCACACACUUAUGAACCCAUGAUGCCUAACCAAAGACCGAGUCAAAUCAGGUUUUGGGGAACUAUAGACUUUGCACAGUCAGAAUCCACCAUUGCCCAAUGUACAGUAUACCACCUGGAUCCUUACUGGAAUGCUGGGGGCACUCUCUGAGGAAGUGUUGGCCCCAUUUCCAGCAGUCCUGCUUUGUGGAACCCCAGGUGAGUCAGGGGCAAUGUCCGUAGUGGCAGGAACCUGGGACAGAGAGAAAGAAGAUGGAGGAUAAGAGGAUUAGAGCAUUGAGGGGAGGGGAAAGUCUCUGGUGUGAGUGUGAGUCCUGGCUUCCUGUGGGAGGCUGGCAUUGGUCGGACAGCUGCUCGUGGCUGUACCUUUGCUCCAGGGCCCCUGGGGUGGAUAGUGAUCUUCCGCCUAAUGCAGUUGCCAGAUCCCCAAGGCAGUGGCACUCACCGCCCCCGCUGGCAGACCCUCCACAAAUUGCUCCAGUAAGCAAGCAAGUGGACCCCAAAGUGACACCAGUGAUUCAGCCCCUCAGACGUCUACCGCUUGCCCUCCGGGAUGGUGUUGCAGCCAAACUCUGGAUUUGUGUAGCUAGGAGCUCACCACUCUCUUCCAUGGCUCAAAGAACCCCGCCGUCCCAACCAGUUGAUCAGGAUAGGACCUGUGAAAGUCUGUGAUGAGGGAUGGAUCCAAAAUUCUGCAAGCAGGGACCCAUGAGUGCUCUUCAGGACCAUAGCCCUCCCAGUCAACCAGAUACUGCACUCCUCUUGAUUAGACGAUGGACUGUGAAUACAGGUGCCUCAUCAAUGGGUGGAGGCGAUCUGAAUGUGCCCAGCGACAGGAUUGAUUACUUGGGAGAUGGUGAAUGGACCCACAAAAUGGGGAGCCAAAUUCUUGGACUGUACACUGAGUGGGAGAUCGUGCAAUAGUAGCCAUACCCGUUGUCCAGGAGCAGUGGUGUAACAUAGUAACAACGGGCCCCAUUGCAAGCUUUUAUGACACACACACACACACACUGUAUGCGGUAUAUAUUACACAACAAUGUUGUUAUGCCCCAGUCUAGGGGUCCUAGGACAUAACAAGAUAAGGCCUUAUCUUGUUAUCUAACCACAAACAAUUUCUAGUUGUAUAUUCAGAAAACAAAAUGAUUUAUAUACAAAAGUAAUUUAAAUAACAAAAUUAGAUGACAAUAUAUUUUAACUGAGGUAUAGGCUUCAGGGUUGACUAAGGCCAAAAUAACAAACAAAAAGUUGCCUGUCUAGAAAAUAAUAAACCUUACCUAGUCAACCUUAAGGAAACCAAAUGACAGGAAAUGUACCUCCCUAACUAAAUAAACAGGAGAAAACGCUGCAACAAAACUGGCAGUCCACCCCUACUACUUAAACAAGAACUAAACUACACAAAAGGUCUACAAAGCUGAAGUGUGGCUGGUUGGGAGAUGAGGAGGAGGAUGAGGAAGUGCAUGCUGCCAUCUGCCAUGCUGCCAUUCUGCCCUCUGACGUCCACCAUAUCGGCUCCUUAUGUAGUGGUGGUGUACAGCCAAUCGAGAGCCAGGGCCCAGAACUCACAGCAGUGUGAAAUAAAAAUAAUGACUACAGUCAUAACAAUGUUUAUUUCACUUUGGCUAUUGUACUGGAAAGAUAGAAAGCAGAGGUCAAAGGGGAAGUGAUCAGAACCAUGGACAGCACUUGGUCAGAGUGCUGAGAGGUAAAAACUAUAGCUGUGCCUCAAUAGUCAAGGCUGCAAAUGUCCAUGGAUGAUGUGUAACAGUUAGGGGAUGAAGUAGGCCACAAGGAGUUGACCAUCUCUCUGUUUUCUUAUUACAAGGAUGUCCACCAGAAUCAUUGUCUAAGCAGGGCUAAGGUGUGUUUCAAACCUGGAUGACAAGCCACAAGACAAUCUGGCAGAGGAGAUAACCUUCAACAGACUGGAACCAUUUCUCAACUGCUGCUGGAAAUUAUGUCUUUGUGUUUACAUACACGUGUACAGAGUGUUAGGGAAGAAGAUGAUGAGUCAGUGGGGAACUGAAGGUGGAAGGUGAGAGGAUAAAAGGAGCAAACUGUGGAGCAACCAUCUACAUUGACAACCGCACAGGAUCAGGAAGGAUAAUGGGACAAGUGUUGUGGCUGCUGGCCUCUCUGGCCUCUGUGAUUUAUCUGGUUGAUGGUUCUCCACUGAAGGUGAUGUCUGCCCCAAAUGUGUUACGUGUAGGAACAACAGAGAACAUCUUUGUGGAGUGUCAAGACUGUACAGGGGGAGACAUACAGGUUCACAUCAACGUAAUGGACCAUCCAACCAAGCUGGUGACCACAUCUGUGACCCUUACCAGUGCAAAUAACUUCCAGGCACUUGGACAAAUAAAGAUCCCCGCUGAACAGUUUAGCAGGGACGCCACCCUGAAGCAGUAUGUCAACCUGCAAGCUCAGUUCCCUGACCGCCUGCUGGAGAAAGUCGUCCUUGUGUCCUUCCUGUCCGGCUACAUCUUCAUCCAGACUGACAAGAGCCUCUACACCCCUGACAGUAAAGUUCUUUACAGCCUGUUUGCAGUGACACCUCGUAUGGAGCCCGUGCAGAUUAAUGAGAUGAAUGACUUAAUUGACGUUGAGAUUAUGACUCCUGAAGGCAUCACUUUAGCUGUUGAUUCAGCCUCUGCAACAUCGGGAAUCCACUCUAAUGCUUUCAAACUAGGUGAAAAUGUCAGUCCUGGAGUCUGGAAAGUGGUGGCCAAAUUCUGCGACAACCGACAGCAGAGCUACACUGCAGAGUUUGAGGUCAAAGACUAUGUGCUGCCAGGUUUUGAGGUGAAGCUGAUACCUUUGAGCUCCUUCUUCUAUGAGGACAGUCCAGAUCUCCCUGUCAUCAUCAAAGCUUUGUAUCUGUUUGGUGAAGAGGUAACUGGCACAGCAUACGUGGUAUUUGGGGUUGUGCUCGAAGGUCAGAAGAGGAGCUUUCCAAACGCUCUUCAGAGAGUAGCGAUUGAAAAUGGUGCUGGAGUGGCCAAACUGAAGAGGGAACACAUCACACAGACCUUCCAAAAUAUCGACCAGCUUGUGGGGAGUUCCAUAUUUGUGGCAGUCAGUGUGCUGACAGAGAGUGGUAGUGAAAUGGUGGAGGCAGAGGUGAGAGGCAUCCAGAUCGUUAGAUCCCCCUACACCAUUCACUUCAAGAGAACACCCAAAUAUUUCAAACCAGGAAUGUCCUUCGAUGUUUCGAUUGAAGUUGUGAAUCCAGAUGAAACUCCAGCUCAAGGUGUUGCUGUGGUGGUGAAUCCAGGUGAAGUGAAGGUUUUGACUGCAGCUAAUGGCCUUGCAAAGCUUAUCGUCAAUACAGAGGCAAGAGCAUCAGAUUUGAGAAUCACUGCAAAAACCAGUGAUCCUCGUAUUUUAGCAGAAAGACAAGCAUCAGCCACCAUGGUAGCUCUUCCAUAUAAAAGCAUAAGCAACAGCUACAUCCACAUAGGUGUGGAUACAGCAGAGCUGCAGUUAGGAGACUAUCUGAAGAUCAACCUCUACUUGAACAGGCCGUCAAAUCAAGACACUGAUAUCACAUACCUGAUCCUGAGCAGAGGUCAGUUGAUCCAACAUGGCCGUUACAGGACAAGAGGACAAGUAAUAAUUUCCCUGACCAUUCCCAUCACCAAAGACAUGCUGCCAUCAUUCCGCAUCAUAGCCUACUACCAUCCAAAUGACAAUGAAGUGGUAUCAGACUCUGUCUGGGUGGAUGUCAAGGACUCCUGCAUGGGCUCGCUGAAGUUAGAACCAUUGAGACCUGCUGCAUCCUAUAAGCCUGAAAGUACGAUUGGUCUGAAGGUUACUGGAGAUCCAGGAGCCACAGUUGGACUGGUGGCAGUUAACAAAGGAGUCUCUGUCCUGAAUAACAAGCACCGCGUCACCCAGAAAAAGGUGUGGGACAUUGUGGAGAAAUAUGACACAGGCUGCACCCCAGGUGGAGGAAAGGAUGGUAUGAAUGUGUUCUACGAUGCUGGGCUGUUAUUUGAGUCCAGCACAGCUUCUGGAACUCCUUACAGACAAGAAAUAAAAUGUCCAGCCCCCAGAAGGAGGAGAAGACAAACCACUAUUAUGGACGUCACAAGCAGCUCAAGUGAGAUUGAAGACGACAGUUACGUGGACAGCAAUGAGAUAGUGUCUCGCACUCAGUUCCCUGAAAGUUGGCUGUGGACAGACAUCAUUCUGCCCUCUUGCAACAAACCCAGCUGUGCAUCUGUCAAAAACAUUCCUUUACCAGACUCAAUCACAACCUGGCAGUUCACUGGCAUUAGUCUGUCAACAACCCAUGGAAUCUGUGUCAGUGAGCCGUUAGAAGUGAUUGUCCGGAAGGACUUCUUCAUUGACCUUAUACUGCCCUACUCUGCUGUCCGUGGAGAGCAGCUAGAAAUUAAGGCAAUCCUCCACAACUACACCCCCGGUCUUAUCACUGUGCGUGUGGAUCUGACUGAGACGGAGGAUGUGUGCAGUGUAGCAUCUAAACGUAGACGAUUUCGUCAGGAUGUCAAUGUCGGGCCCCUGACUACACGAUCAGUUCCCUUCAUCAUUAUACCCAUGAAGUACGGACAAUUUAACAUUGAGGUCAAAGCAGCCGUGAAGGACCCGUCGCUCAAUGAUGGAGUCAUGAAGAUGCUGCGGGUGGUGCCUGAAGGUGUACUAAUUAAGUCUGUACAGACUAUAAUUCUAGACCCCUCACACAAAGGUGCUGGAGGUAAACAAGAAGAAACUCUCAAUAGUGGAAUUCCAAAGAAAGACUGGGUUCCUAACACACCUGCAAGCACACAGAUCUCUGUGACAGGGAGUGAAGUUGGUCCAUUGGUGGAGAACGUCAUUAGUGGGGAGUCAAUGACUUCACUGAUCCAGUUGCCACACGGCUGUGGAGAGCACAACAUGAUCCACAUGACUCUACCCGUCAUUGCAACCAUGUAUUUGGACAAAACUAACCAGUGGGAAACUGUGGGCGUUCAGAGACGGAAUGAAACCCUCCAGCAUAUCAGGACCGGCUACAAUAAUGAACUCGCCUUCCGUAAACAAGAUGGAUCUUUUUCAGCAUGGCCCAGGGCCAAAAGUAGCACCUGGCUCACAGCUUAUGUUGUCAAGGUGUUUGCCAUGUCCUACAACCUGGUGGAAAUGAAGAAGAAUGUGAUCUGUGACGCUGUCAAGUUUCUGAUUUCCAAUGCACAGCAACCUGAUGGCAUGUUCAGAGAAGUCGGAAGGGUGAUCCACAGAGAGAUGAGUGGUGAUGUGCAAGGCUCAGAUUCAGAUGCCUCCAUGACAGCGUUCUGCCUCAUUGCCAUGCAGGAGUCACGCAAGCUAUGUGCUGACACAGUUAGUAGUCUGCCUGGAAGUACUGACAAAGCCGUGGCCUACCUGGAGAGGCGUUUGUCCAGCCUCACCAACCCAUAUGCUGUAGCCAUGUCAUCAUACGCUCUGGCCAACCAAGACAAACUGAACAGAGAGAUCUUCUACAAUUUUGCUUCCCCAGAGUUGUCCCACUGGAAUGUUCCUAAAGGACCUGUUUAUACAUUAGAGGCCACAGCUUAUGCUCUUCUUGCUCUGGUCAAGGCCAAGGCCUUGGAAGAUGCUAGACCUAUUGUGAGAUGGUUCAACAAACAGCAGAGGGAUGGUGGAGGCUAUGGCUCAACUCAGGCUACGAUGAUAGUGUACCAGGCUGUAGCAGAAUACUGGGCCAGUGCACAAGAACAAGAGUAUGAUCUGUAUGUGGACAUCCAUUUGCCUGGCAGGCCCAAGCCAGAGAAGAUCAACUUCAACAGGAACAACCACCACACGACCAGAACCUCAAACUUCAAUGAUAUAAACCAGGAUGUUAAAGUGACUGCGACAGGAACUGGAGAAGCAACACUGAAGAUGGUGUCACUGUAUUAUGCUCUGCCAACGGAAAAAGAGAGUGACUGUCAGAAGUUUAACUUGUCAGUGGAGCUUAUUCCAGAGAAAAUGGAUGAGGAUGAGGUGAUAUACAAACUGAGAAUAGAAGUCUUAUAUAAGAACACGGAUCACGAUGCAACUAUGUCAAUCUUGGAUAUUGGCUUACUAACUGGCUUCACUGUCAACAAAAAUGACCUGGACUUGUUGGCCCAAGGACGCGCCCGUGCCAUUGCAAAAUAUGAGAUGAACACAGUUCUGUCAGAGAGAGGUUCAUUGAUCAUCUACCUGGACAAGGUUUCUCACACACAAUCAGAGGAGAUCACUUUUAGGAUCCACCAGACUCUGAAAGUGGGCGUCAUGCAACCAGCGGCUGUAUCUGUCUAUGAAUAUUAUGACCAAACACAAUGUGUGAAAUUCUAUCAUCCAGAGAGGAAAGCUGGGCAGCUUCUGAGGCUCUGUAGAGAUGAAGAAUGCACAUGUGCUGAAGAGAACUGCAGCAUGCAGAAGGGUAAAAUCAGCAAUGAUUUACGCACAGCUAAACCCUGUGAGAGUACACCUACCAGCAAAAUAGAUUUUGUUUACAAAGUGAGAGUGAAAGAAUUCACAGAUGGUUUGUCCACUGAUAUUUACACAAUGCGGAUAAUGGAAGUGAUCAAAGAAGGAAAAUAUGAUGUUGGUUCCCUGGGUAAAUAUCGCACAUUCCUCAGUUACCCUCACUGCAGGUGGGCUUUAGAUCUGGUUAAAGGCAAAACGUAUCUCAUCAUGGGCAGAUCGGAGGAUGUCAACCAACCGUAUCAGUAUGUGCUCAGUGAGAGAACCUGGAUCGAGUACUGGCCCACAGACGCAGAGUGUGGAACAGAUGAACACAGGCCAACAUGUUUGGGCUUGGAGGAGAUGGUCACGCGGUACACUCUCUUUGGAUGUGAGAUUUAGUGCAACACCAGAAUAUCAACUGUCUUUCUCACAUUGCAUUCUCUAUGCAAAACUUUAACUGUUGUAAGAUGUACGAGAUUGAAAAGUUAAUCUGUGCGAAAUAAACUGUAAAAUCUUCCUCUAA